UAACUUAGUUGAUUGUAAAGUCCCACUGUGGAAACGUGGGAUUUAUUUUAAACUGCUAUCUAAUUGUUGUUUAUGAUGAUUGUUUUAUAUGGAUUUAUUCUUUUCCUCAGAAUUGGAGGUUUCAAUGGAAAAGCUGUUGUUCCAUAUGGAGGGGAAAGUUCUCAUAGAUUUCAAGAUAAAGGACAUCUAGAAAAUCUGAACCGACUUAGCUCUCAACUACUGAAUCUGAACUCUUACACCAUAGGUGAUGCUGACGGAUAUAAAUUUGCUCCAAGAUAUCAUCAACAUCAGAAUUCUGAAGACUAUCUUCGUCCAAGAAAGAUUGAUCGUCCCAAAUACGAGCCUUAUGUUGAGCCUGAAACUAUUCCUGUAUAUUUCCCUGUAUAUGAUGACGGUUACACCAAUCCUGAACAACGCUCUGGGAAAGCGGCAUCUGCAGAAUAUGAGGAUACCCCCUUGGUGUCUCAAUACCAGGAAUUUAUUAUGAACUUCUUCGACCAGAAAACUCAUAAAAUCCUGAAUGCACUUAGUACUCAAGGUAAGGUUUCUGAUGGUGAUAUGAGACAGGUUAGAAUAUAUGGAGAUACUGAUGUUAAAAAUGUGUCUCAAUCCCUACUGGAGAAUGACCAAGUGUCCUAUGGUGUGCUUAGGCAAACUCCACAUGGGCGACAUCUUCUGCUUGUUACUUUGCUUGAGGGGUUUGAUGUGGAUUAUUGGGAACCAAGAUGUGGUUCUUAUGUUAAAAUGUAUCUGCCAGAUUCUCUUAAACUACCAAACCAACCAACACCACCUGCAGAUGCUUGUAUUUUGCAUGAGGUCACUCUCAAUGGAAGAGUGGUGAAUAGAGCUGAAAUACUGGAUUACUAUCAUUCAAAAAUUGUUUCAAGCAUUGGUAAAAUGGAGGAAUUUUCCAGGUUUCACACUGGGGAUCAGAAUGCAGUUAAUUCUCUAGUCAGAUGGUGCUUGGAUCAGGAUUCAUUUGAUUCCAUGCUGUCUCUUCUAGUUGUUAUCAGGGAUUCCUGUAAUAAUAAGCUGUUUACUGAGGCUAUGUUUACUAUUAUCCAAGCUAGAAAUGAUGUAGGCUUUGUACUUCCCAGCCUGUCCUCAAUUGAUCCUCUCGACUACUUGCCAUUUCACAACCGCUCCUCAGAUGUUAGUGAGAUAUAUGAGAAUCACAGAGUUAAACGACAAUCUCAGUCAGUGAUAAGCUUUAGAGGAGCACAAAGAACUUACCCACCAUCCGAACCUGAAUCAAGAAUUUGGUAUUUCCGGGAAGAUGUUCUGAUAAAUACUAUGCAUGCAUCCUGGCACAUUAUCAUGAGUGGUUCAAAUAGCAGAAUGUCUCUAGAAAGGCGGGGAGAAAUGUUUGCAUAUAUGCAUGGCCAAGUACUUCACAGAUACAACUGUGAACGUCUUGCAAAUGGUCUUGGCCUAACUGAAGAAUUUGGUCCACGCCAUUGGCCACAAGGAAUCUGGCCAGGAUAUGACUCUCAACUAGGUUCUGUCAUUAAUGGCCAAAGAUAUCCAGGAAGACCUGCAGGGGCAACUAUUACAGGAUUUAAUGGCUUGCGUCAAAACACUGAAAGACUGAAUGCUGCAAUUGAUCGUCUUGACUUGGGAAGAAACAGGCUUGGGUAUGCUCAGGGUGUAGAUUUUGGUAUCAGUCCCCUUGGAGAUGUAGUUGAAGCCUAUGGUAGCAACAAUCAGUAUGGGGGUCCACACAAUUCAGGACAUGUAAGAAUUGCCACAGCCGGAAACUCAGGAACUGGUGUAAUGGGAUUUCCCCAGACUUCUAUGAGAGAUCCUAUUUUCUACAGAUGGCAUACCUUCAUUGAGAAUUUCUUUCUUAGAUACAAGGAGCGGCUUGGUCCUUAUCCUUCAGCAGAUCUUGAUUUUCCAGAGGUUCAAGUUGACAACUUUUGGGUUACUUCUCAAGGUCAGAAUAAUGUGAUCAGAACAUUUUAUGAUGUUGGAACUGUUAGUCUAGAUGGUAAUCUUCUUAGGUCAUUAGGAGUUGGAAACAUACAGUAUGAAAGAUUAAAUAAUCAAGGAUAUACCUUCAAUAUGCAGAUAAACUCAAGCGUUGCUACACCUGCAAUAGGAAGAAUAUUCCUGGUUCCCAGUCAAUUCAGAAAUAAUGCUCAAAGUGUGUUUAUACAGAUGGAUCUAUUCUAUAUCAAUUUGAGACAAGGACAAAACACUUUAACCAGAUCACCUAAUGAAAGUCCUCUGCACUCAACAGCACCACCCGUUCUUAGGGAUUUACAGAAUGGUCUACUCAGGGGAAUGAGUGAAACUACUUUCAACUAUGCUCACUGUGGAUGGCCAAUUGAAAACGCAAUACCCCGAGGAACAACCCAGGGAAUGCAGUUUGACAUGGUUUUGUUUAUCUCAAAGGUUAAUGAAAGGGAUAGUCAGAAUGUGAAUGAUUGGUUGACAAGAGGAAUGAAUUCUUGGGCCUGGUGUGGGGUUAGACAGGGAGGUUUACCACCAGAUUCUAAACCUAUGGGUUAUCCUCUAGACAGGAAUUGGGACUUAGAUGUUCUUAUGAGAAGAUCAAAUGCAAGAUUGACUCCGAUAAGUAUAGUUCAUGAAGGGAACUAAUAGCCUGCUUAAACCACGCAGUUAUGAAAAUUAAUGUGAUUUUAUUCCUAUUAUUGUAUGAAUUCCAUCGUAUGUGUAUUUAUUUAUUUGAUCUAUUGUAAUUUGGAAUUUAAAUAAAUUCUUUUAAUAAUUAUUCUUAA
Molecule: messenger RNA, 2744 nt
Organism: Eurytemora carolleeae
Lineage: Eukaryota; Metazoa; Arthropoda; Copepoda; Calanoida; Temoridae
Product: hemocyanin F chain
Exons: 29
Coding region: 73-2604 (843 amino acids)
Source: RefSeq, a predicted model, not a curated record